Molecule: messenger RNA, 1387 nt
Organism: Ananas comosus (pineapple)
Lineage: Eukaryota; Viridiplantae; Streptophyta; Magnoliopsida; Poales; Bromeliaceae
Product: adenosine kinase 2-like
Exons: 13
Coding region: 113-1138 (341 amino acids)
Biological process (GO): purine ribonucleoside salvage
Cellular component (GO): cytosol; nucleus
Molecular function (GO): adenosine kinase activity
Source: RefSeq, a predicted model, not a curated record
UCCCAAAAAAGUGUCCCUCCCACCUCCCUCUUCACACUCGCCCCCUACCUCACUCUCAGAUCCCCCGAUCUCUCUCUCUCUCUCUAUCGAUCGACCUCGCCGAAGCUCGGCAAUGGCGUACGAGGGCAUUCUCUUGGGGAUGGGGAACCCCCUCCUUGACAUCUCCGCCGUCGUCGACGAGGAGUUCCUCAACAAAUAUGAUCUCAAGCCGAACAACGCAAUUCUAGCGGAGGAGAAGCAUUUGCCAAUGUAUGAUGAAUUAGCCACGAAGUAUAGUGUUGAAUACAUCGCAGGGGGAGCCACUCAAAAUUCAAUCAGAGUUGCUCAGUGGAUGCUUCAAAUUCCCGGUGCUACGAGUUAUAUCGGCUGCAUUGGAAAAGACAAGUUUGGAGAGGAGAUGAAAAAAAACUCUAAAGCUGCAGGUGUCAAUGUUCACUAUUAUGAAGAUGAGAAUGCUCCAACUGGUACAUGCGCUGUCUGUGUUGUUGAUGGUGAAAGGUCUCUCGUGGCGAACUUGUCUGCAGCAAACUGCUAUAAAUCUGACCAUUUGAAGAGACCAGAGAACUGGGCACUCGUUGAGAAGGCAAAGUAUAUUUAUAUUGCCGGCUUUUUCUUAACUGUUUCGCCGGAUUCUAUUCAACUGGUAGCUGAGCAUGCUGCUGCAAAUUACAAGGUAUUUAUGAUGAAUCUUUCUGCUCCUUUUAUCUGCGAGUUCUUUCGUGAUGCCCAGGAGAAAGUUCUACCCUAUGUAGACUAUCUUUUUGGGAAUGAAACGGAGGCGAGGACCUUUGCGAAAGUCCGUGGGUGGGAGACUGAGAAUGUUGAGGAGAUUGCUCUUAAGAUAUCAGCCUUGCCUAAGGCAUCAGGAACACACAAGAGGAUUACUGUGAUCACCCAAGGAAGUGAUCCAGUAGUUGUUGCUGAUGGUGGGAAGGUUAAAACAUUCCCUGUGGCCCUUUUGCCCAAGGAGAAGCUGGUUGAUACUAACGGCGCAGGUGAUGCAUUUGUUGGAGGAUUCCUUUCUCAACUGGUUCAGGAGAAGAGCAUAGCUGACUGCGUCCGUGCUGGUAAUUACGCGGCAAAUGUCAUAAUCCAACGAUCCGGUUGCACGUACCCGGAGAAACCCGAUUUUAACUAAAUCAUUUAAACAGUACUUAGAGGGGGAUAAAUCUGAGGCAACUUAUCCAUGGUAGUUUUUCUGAGUCUUUUCCCACUGGAACCGUUAUACUUCUUUUCCAUAAAGCCAUAUAAAUGGCUCCAUCCUCUUUAUCUUUGGCUGUCACCAUUUUUCUCCUAAAGCGAAUGUUUCUCAAAUUGUAGGGUAAUUACGCCGCUGUAUUCUUAUCUCUGUACCAAAUUGGAUUUUCAUAUUUAUUUGCUUGCCCUU